CGUAGUGGGGCAUCUUUGUCUCAUGGUUAAUUGAUGAAGCCAACUUGUCAGUUUGGUCCAUCAUGGCAACUUGUGAUUGAUUUAAUUAACCAUUUUUCCGGUUCUCUCUUCGCUCUCUUCACUCUCUUCGCUCUCUUCAUUUCUUAAUCCUCUCCUUAAGACUUGGUUUCUGGAUUAUUCACAAUCUUUUCAUUCACUCACGCUUUUUCUAUCUUUUCCCCCUUAACAGUCCUGGGAAUGGCACGCUCCAAGCAACCAGCUAUCAAGCGUGAGGCAUCCUCAGAGUUCUUCAACAAGACGACUGCAACAUGGGAGGAUACUAAUCAAUCGCAAAAGAGCCCUUCCAAUGGAAACAUUACGAAUAAGGUCUUGCCUGUUCCUGCACCUGCGCAAGAAGCUGGGCUCUUGCAGCUUGUCAUCGCCGUCGCGGGAAUCUAUGCUUCAUUCCUCACUUGGGCAUAUCUUCAAGAAAAGCUCACUACCAAGCCAUAUGGUCCCGCCGACGCCCCGGAGGUCUGGCACUUCCCCGUCUUCCUCAACACCAUCCAAUCCGUUUUCGCCGCCAUCGUAGGCGCUGUCUAUCUCUAUGCCUCGACGCCCAGCAACGCCGCCGUUCCUCCUAUUAUCCCAUCGCGCCGCAUCCUUGGGCCUCUCGCGCUUGUUGCUGUCACGAGCAGCCUCGCGAGCCCCUUUGGCUACGCAUCUCUUGCCCAUAUCGACUACAUCACGUUCCUCCUUGCCAAGAGCUGCAAGUUGCUACCUGUCAUGUUCCUUCACAUCACUGUCUUUCGCCGUCGCUAUCCGCUGUACAAGUAUCUCGUGGUUUCGGCCGUGACUCUCGGCGUGGCUGUCUUCACGCUGCACUCUGGAAAGAAGAAGGGCAGCAAGGUCCGACCUGACGAUGCAAGCACAGCAUGGGGCCUGCUGUUGCUGGGUAUCAACCUCCUUUUUGAUGGCUUGACAAACAGCACUCAGGACCAUAUCUUCCAGACAUUCCGACCGUACUCGGGCCCUCAGAUGAUGUGCGCCAACAACAUCAUGAGCACUAUUGUCACGGGUACCUACUUGAUCGUCAGCCCUUGGUUGGUCGCGACAGGUCUCGGAGAGUGGUUUGGCAUGGACGUCGCUGGUAACGCGGGCGAGCUCAAGGCUGCUUUGGACUUUAUGGCUCGUUAUCCCGCUGUCUGGAAAGAUGUUCUCGGUUUCGCUGCGUGCGGUGCUAUCGGCCAAGUCUUUAUCUUCUACACGCUGUCCACGUUCUCAUCCGUUCUUCUCGUUACUGUCACUGUAACACGCAAAAUGUUCACCAUGAUACUAUCUGUUCUCGCUUUCGGCCAUCGGCUCACGCAGAUGCAGUGGCUUGGUGUCGCGCUUGUGUUUGGCGGCAUUGGCGUUGAGGCUGGCAUCGCGCGACAGGAGAAGAUGGCCAAGGAGGCUGCUAAGGCACAGCAAAAUGGCAAGAAGGAACUGUAAAUGCAUCUUGUUUAUUUUCUUUGUUAGUGAGUGAUAAAUUACAAUAUGUAUAGUGGCUCGAAGGGGCACAUCCGAGGGGAAUAAGGAGUAAAUCAAGUGUGAGGGGCGUUUACAGGAGUUGGUUAAAACGAUCUCAACGCCUCGCAGUAAUUGCCCACAAAAUGGCCGAGUGCGUCUGCUUUGGAAACGCAAACUUCAUAAUCUGUCAUAUAGAAUGAACGAGGGUCAAUACGAUGUAUAAUCCUUUUGAUUAUCACCUAAAUAAGUACUAUAUAAAGCCUUCUUCUUCACACUGUCUCUUGCUGUACCAAGAACCCUUUUGCUUCCUGGAAAAAACGCCGUGGUGCUAUAACCCAACACAGUAACUCGUCUUUUCCUUAGCAACACCUGUACAUACACAACCCCUCUCCAUGACUGGGUAUUUGAGCCCUCCCAAUGAUUCCCCUUGGGGUACCUGAAGCCAUACGCCACUUGCAUUUUGUUGUCCAAAACGGACAAAGCGAGAACCAAAAAUAAAACUGAAACAAGAGUGACAAGACGGAGUGUCUUUGUCUAUAUUACACUGGGUCAUUGUGAAACCUUCCGACGCCAUGCGCUGUGCAUUGCUGAAAAAGAGAAAAAGCGAAUGUUUGUUAUGAGGAGGAUAUAACGAUUGGAGAAGAUCGGUGACAAAGAAGAUGUAUUUGGUUAUUUGCGUGUCAUCGUGCGGAAGGUUGAGAGACCAUCCGGGAUCGAGGGUCGGAUAGAGUGCAGUUAUAACUCUGCCCUGUUGCUAAAACGCCCCUGAAAUGCUGUGGUUCAUAUUGUAGAAUAGCGAAUGGGAUUUAUAAAAUAAAACAAAAGCGAUAGUAAUCGUCGUACUUCUUCCCUUGGAAGUUGGUUCGUUCGACUUGAAAGCGAAACACAAGGUUAAGCUUCAUCAUAAGAGAUCAUCAAUUGAUCGAAUAAUAGGUGCCUCGCCUUUUGUAGGUGGACUCCUGGGAUCUGCAACGACCGGUGGUCUUCCGAAGGUUGAGAAAGGGUCUCGAGGGAACAUGCCCGCUCGGGGAGAAAACAAGCCUUGGCUCGGAGUUGGUGGGCUCUCGACGAAUCGCAUCCCAGCAACUUCAUGGACGUCAUGAAGCGGAUUGUUAGUCAUCGUCUCGGCUCUCGGUGACAACAGAGCAUUAUCAUCUGGGUAUGAACCAGGAAGAGUUAUCGUUCUCUCCACUGGCGCAUCACUAAAUCUCAUUUCCGACGGCGCCGGAUUGAAUCGUGGGAAAGUCAUGGUCUGGAAGCCAAGACUCGCCUGAGAGGGGAACCCAGGCGAAGGUGGAGGCUUCAUGAUCGAGUCCACCAUUGGAGACGGGGCUAAAGUUGGUGGUGCCUUGCCCUGACUUGACACGGGCCUCUUAGGCAAGUCGCCAAGUUUGAAAGGAUCCAGGUGUUCUGACGAGUGCUGCUCAACCUCGUCUUUCCAGGUGCAAGUUGGGGGCGCCGAAGCUGGGCCAGGUGAGACCGGUCGGGGCCCGGGUGUUGAGUUGCCGCGAAGUCGAUUUGGGCUCGAAUUCAAGCCCGAGUCCUUCGAAUCUUCGUUCUGUGUUGGAAGAGGAGCAGUCUGUGGCUCCUUAGCUCCAAUGUCGAUAGCAUCAACAGAGAGUGUGAUUCUAUGCUUUGAAGGGCUACGGCCAGGACGGGGACGGUGUGACGGUAGCGCCGUUCGCUUCGUUGACACUUCCUUCUGGAAAUCCUGCAGCGAGUACAUGAGUUUCAUGUUCGGGCUGAUCCAUUGGCUCUUGGCUUGAGCCGCGUAGUAAGCAUCAUUCACGGUGAGAUACGGUUUCUGGAACAGGCCGUAGGCAAUGAUCAGACUGGCAGAUCGACUCGCGCCCUGCUGACAAUGGACAAGCACACGUUUGCCAGCUUUUGUCCGCUUAUCAAUAACAUCGCACAACUCCAUAAGAUCCGGCGCAAUGUCGGUAUUGUGGUCCCAGGGAAUAUGGAUGUAUUCAGGCUCUUUAAAUUGAAAGGCCUUUGGUGUGGUAGGUGUGUCAGCUGAAUCCUCCUGAGGAUAUUCCCAGGCUGUCAUGAAGCUGGCUGUGGACACAGCAGUAUCGGGGAUAGGACUUUCAAUUCCAGAAACAGGGCGUCGCAUAGACUGGAAUGGUGAUUGCGACUGUGAUUCACGGACCACUUUGCGAAUUUCAAAGGGGUUGCUGACUUCGCGAGCGCAAUUGAUGACUACGUCAAAACGCGAUGCUUCAUCAGCCGUGGGUUCCGAGUAGAGGAAAACAUUGUCUCCGUAGAUCGCAAUUGGCCCAUCAGGGUAGCCUGGCGUUUUCAUGUCCUCGUUGUUCUCGUUAUCGCGAUAAGGGUCAUCAUCUCGAAUGGCCAUCUGAGUACGAAUUGGCGAAUCUUCCUCAGUGAUCGCAGAAUGGAAAGCUGGUUUCAUACUCGACUUUGUGGGUCGCAAUACUUCUGAAAGUCCGGAUUCGUUUCUUUCCAAUACCUUGGGGAAAGUCAUACCGCCAGGUGGACCGAAGGUCGCGGACUUGAGACCGGAAGACAUGUGAGGUGAGGAGCAAGAAUGCUUAAGAGCUCGACGCUGGAGCAUCGGCAUGGCUGGUGAGGGGGGGACCUCCAGGGUGGUCUUAUGGAUCAAGUCAGAAGUAUUGGUCUUGAGACUUAACUGGCUAGGCUUUCUUCUCAUAGCAGGAAUCGUAGGUUUGAUAAAUGAUGGAGAAGAAGGCUCGGAGACCAGCGAAAUAUUUGUCGUUGAAGUCGAGGCAGCGAAUGGGGGCUGGAUAGAUAGGCCCUUCAUAUUGCGCCCUCUUCGAGGCGAGGGUGAUGUCAUUGGUCGCUGCAGCCGAGGAGGCUCACUCAAGAGAGUAGUGGUUGUACUGCUGAGGUUGGUAGAGAGGUUGCCAAAGCUCGUGGCCGGAUAAUUGUUGAGGGGAAUAAGAUUCAUAGGAGAAUCGGGAGAAGAUGAGGGAGACGCAUCUGAGAGGGGCGAAGAGUCGGUUGUAGACAAGGUCGUUGUGGGUGAAGAGUCUGCCGACUCGGAAGUCUGUGUCGAUGUGCUAUCGUGAUGCUUGUGUGUUGGGUCGACAGGCAUCAUGCUAGGGCCGAGACCAUGUUGAGGAGGAGCACCCAUCAUGCCAGGUCGCUUUGGUUCCAUGUCGACGAAUUUGGUGUCCAUGAGUGUCACAGUGUCCUGAUCUGCCAUUGUCUCGGCAUCCAGAUCAAACACUGUCAUAAAGGGCGGUAUUUGAUCUUCGUACACUCUUCUGUCCGUAACUGAAGGCAUGUUUUGGUAUCCGCUUGGCGAUCUAGUGAGUCAAGUCUGCUCCGGGACGUGGAGGGAAGCGAAGCAGAUGUUGAGGGACAAUUAGUCUCUAGUCUGCGUACCGGGUAUAAUUCGAGGUUUUGAUCAGGGCGUUGAAACACCAGUUGGCUUCCACCUGGGACAAAUAUGGUUGAAAUUAUGUGAAUAUGUGCAAAGGUUUGUAAAUUGGCGGGCCAGAAAUAAAUAGUCCGGCAAGAGAAACGAAUGGCUUCGCGGGUCGCGGUGCGAUCGAGAGCAGGUCAAGUCGGUCGUUCGAUGGGUCAGCGCAGCUGAUCUUGUCGCUGAGCGUGCCAGUAGUGGGCAGUGCUCAGUAAACGCACGCAAGUUGCUCGACUUGGUAAAUGAGAGACAAGCCUCACGGUGGACAGUGGUCUUUAGAGAGAGAGAAAUGAAGUUCUUGCUCGAAAACAGAUCGCAAUUUGGACUGUAGAAGCAAUCGAGAAAGAAGCUACUGCUACUGUCGAGUCUAGCGGGUAGCAGGGAGAAUAGUCGAAGGGACGAGCCCAGAGAACUUAUGAGACAAAGAACAGGCGCUUCGGCGAUGGGUAGCGGCAGGGCAGGGCUGCGAGUGGCACUGUCAGAGUCGCGAGAUCAUUAUUUCCCUUUAUGAGGGAGACCGAGCCGUCGUUCGAGAGAAGAUGUUAUAUCAGGCCGGAGCGCAGUGGUCUGAGGUGAAGUGGAAGGUAAAGGGAAGGGCGAAGAGAAGAAGAUUGAAAUUGAAGAUCGAAGUGACAAGAGGAAGUGAGAGAAAGAUGAGAGGAAGAGUAACGAG
This is a messenger RNA of Fusarium odoratissimum NRRL 54006, 5570 nucleotides long. RefSeq lists its product as uncharacterized. Bases 238 to 1473 code for a protein of 411 amino acids. The transcript has 3 exons. Lineage: Eukaryota; Fungi; Ascomycota; Sordariomycetes; Hypocreales; Nectriaceae. Gene Ontology annotation, cellular component: endoplasmic reticulum membrane; Golgi membrane. Gene Ontology annotation, biological process: UDP-galactose transmembrane transport. The record is from RefSeq and is a predicted model, not a curated record. Gene Ontology annotation, molecular function: UDP-glucose transmembrane transporter activity; UDP-galactose transmembrane transporter activity.